AUGCCCUACUUCCGUUUCCGCGCCUACAGCGAGCUGAAAAAGGAUCUCGCCCGCCUUAGUGCGGCCAGCGAGCCUGCCACAGCUCCUCAGGCAUCUGACGCUGGGUCUCGCGUGCCGACCCCCUCAACAUCCAAUGCUGCGACGCAGACAUCCGACGACGGAACCGGGUUCAGCAGUGAAGACGGGGGCGUCCUUCUCACGCCCCAGCAGACCGACAGCGAGAAUGAGUCAAGCGACAGCGACGGCCACCCCGCAAUCCUCACGCCGCAGAGUACCGGCGACGACACUCCGAAGCCAGGCACGAUCAUUUUCUUCCCCUGGCGCACGCAGCUGGGAUGUCCGACCCUGGAGCAGAUCAAGAAGCACCGCAGCUUCGAAGAAGUCUUCUCCAGCAACGACUUCCGCAACUGGGACUGCCUGCAGCCCGCCGAGCAGGCCCGCCGCCGCGUCCUAGCGCGCAAGAUCAAUAACCCAGCUAACAAGCCCGCGGAUGCGGCGUGCGACACCUGCGAGCGCGCCGACCCGCACGUGGACCUGUGCUGCGAGGGCUGCACCGCCUAUUUCCACUUGGAGUGCGCCUGGAACCGGCACGGUGCGAUUGAAUGGGGUACCGACUAUAAAUUCAGGAUACCUAUGCAUUGCCCGGCGUGUCGCAAGCCGUGGAAAUUUGGUGCUGAUCUGUUCGACCAGGGGCUCCUGAAGAAUGACGAGGAUGAGGUGGUGGAGCAGGCUGAGAGUUUCGAGUACUUGAAGAUGGAGGGUCAUGUUUGGAAGUGA
Molecule: messenger RNA, 777 nt
Organism: Aspergillus aculeatinus CBS 121060
Lineage: Eukaryota; Fungi; Ascomycota; Eurotiomycetes; Eurotiales; Aspergillaceae
Product: PHD finger domain-containing protein
Exons: 1
Coding region: 1-777 (258 amino acids)
Source: RefSeq, a predicted model, not a curated record